CUGGGGUAUAAUGUACCCUAGGAGAAAAAGCCAGAACUUGUAAAGUUCGUCUUGAUAUGCAGCCUCCAUCUAGCUAAAAGAGCCAUUUAUCUGAGUGAUCCAUGCUUGAAGUAUACGGAGCACGUUGAGUUGUCCUCUCCGGUAGGUAUUGAUGCAGUUGUCCCUCUUGCCCUUGAGUGUCCAUGUAUAAGGGUCAAUUGCCGCCAUGGAAGUAUUCAUGUUUCUCUCCUUCCAGUUUUUCAUUUGAAUGAAAAAAAAAUGAAAAUGAAAAUGAAAAAAAAAUUUGAAUAUGGCACAGCCUGGUUGGCCUUUACAUACUGGUUGGACUGGAUCCAGUGACGGUCCAGACUUCGGUGGCCUGGUUGGCACAAAAGCAGGAUUCAGAAUUAGUCAUUUGUCAUCUCUCAACCUCUCUCGAAGCGUGAGACAGGUGUUUCUUUUUGAGGACGACGUCCAAAUUAAGGGCGGCAACCCACUUUAUGCCACGAAAAAGGAAAUUGAAAGGUCCAUUAUUUCAGUUUUCGCCUCCACUUUGAUGGGAGACAAUCUCUGGGAUGGCGUUCUGUCACAGGGCUUUAGCCUUCUGGCAACAUCACUCUCCCUUUCAACGGUAUUAUUAGCCCCAGACGAAACCGUAACAUCGCUCGAAACUGGGCUCAAAGAGGGUGACCCCAACUUGCUUAUUCCGGACUCAUUGGCGUAUACAAAACUGCCCGAAUCUCCAGGAGCAGUGAACGGGGGAUUCCCCUGGCCCAGCGAGCGAAACCAUAUGAACCAUAACUCUUCUCGUCAGACUCCGUUGGCAGAUAUCUGGGGAAAUCCCUUCAUCGGUUGCCUGGCGUUUGUCCCCUUUGCGAGGUCGCAAAGCGAUAUCGGUGUUCUCGAGGAACUCACAGAUGAGCAGAGCGUUUGGGGAGGCAAGCCAAACGUCGCAUUGGAUGAUAAUUUGUUCUUUUCACAGCCCAUUGGCACUGCUGUCGUCCGCUAUGACCAUGUUGAUUUCGAUGAUUCGAUAAGUAGUAGGGUCCAUGGGACGAUCCAAUUGCGCUAA
Molecule: messenger RNA, 1051 nt
Organism: Aspergillus glaucus CBS 516.65
Lineage: Eukaryota; Fungi; Ascomycota; Eurotiomycetes; Eurotiales; Aspergillaceae
Exons: 8
Coding region: 290-1051 (253 amino acids)
Source: RefSeq, a predicted model, not a curated record